Triticum turgidum subsp. durum (durum wheat) is the source of this 1551-nucleotide messenger RNA. Lineage: Eukaryota; Viridiplantae; Streptophyta; Magnoliopsida; Poales; Poaceae. The record is from the annotation of a GenBank genome assembly.
AUGCCCAACGGCCUCCUCGCCCUCACCAACUUCACUUCCCAGGAAAAAGGCCACGCCUUCCACCCAGCCCCGCUCCGCUUCCUCAACACGACGGCGAGCUCCACGGCCGUGGCGCGCUCCUUCUCCGCGUCCUUCGUGUUCGCCAUCGUGUCCGUCGUCGAUGGCCUGAGCGAUCAGGGCCUCGCCUUCGUGGUCGCGCCGACCUCGGACCUCUCAUCGGCCAACGGCGGACAGUACCUAGGCCUCCUCAACGCGAACGGCACCGCGAGCGGCCACAUCUUGGCCGUCGAGAUCACCAUCCGGAACCCCGAGCUGAGCGACAUCAACAGCAACCACGUCGGCAUCAACGUCAACAGCCUCAUCUCGCAGCAGGCCAAGCCCGCCGGCUACUACGCCGACGACGACGACAUGGCCUUCCGAGACCUGAUGCUGAAUAGCCGCAGGCCAAUGCAGGUGUGGGUGGACUACGACGGCGAGGGCCGGCGGCUCAAUGUGACAUUAGCUCCCGUACAAGCUCCCAAGCCCAAGUAUCCCUUGCUCUCUGAAGCCAUUGACCUCUCCACUAUCAUGGCGGACACGAUGUAUGCUGGCUUCUCAUCAUCGUCGGGCAUGGUGUCCACGCACCACUACGUCCUUGGAUGGAGCUUCAGCUUCGACGGACCUGCUCCGCCGCUCGACUUCUCUAAGCUGCCCAGCCUGCCGCAUGUGGGUCCCAAACCUCGGUCCAAGAUCUUGUACAUCACUCUACCAUUAGCCAUCAUGUUGCUCAUCGCCGCGGUGUUGGCCGUCACGUUCAUCGUGUGGCGCCGGCGGCAUCGGUUUGCAGAGGUGCGCGAAGAUUGGGAGGAAGAUUUCGGCCCACACCGAUUCGCAUACAAGGACUUGUUCCAUGCCACCGAUGGGUUCAAGAACAGAAAUGUACUCGGCGUUGGAGGGUUUGGGAAAGUAUACAACGGGGUACUUCCUGUAUCUAAUUUGGAGAUCGCCGUCAAGAGAGUGUCACAUGACUCAAGGCAAGGAAUACGGAAGUUCAUUGCCGAAGUGGUGAGCAUUGGUCGUCUCCGGCAUCGAAAUCUCACGCAGCUGCUAGGCUAUUGCUGGCGCAACGGUGAACUUCUUUUGGUGUAUGACUACAUGGCAAAUGGCAGCCUUGACAAGUAUUUGCACAAUAAGAAUGGGCCAGCUCUAUGUUGGCCUCAAAGGUACUUGAUUGUCAAAGGUAUCGCAUCAAGUUUAUUGUAUUUACACGAGGAUUGGGAGCAAGUCGUCAUCCACCGAGAUAUAAAAGCAAGCAAUGUGCUACUGGAUAGGGAGAUGAACGGGCGGCUCGGUGACUUUGGUCUGGCAAGGCUAUACGACCAUGGUACAAAUGCUCAAACAACACAUGUCGUUGGUACCAUGGGAUACCUAGCGCCAGAACUUAUGCGCACGGGGAAGGCAACACCCUCAGCCGAUGUAUUUGCAUUUGGUGUGUUUCUCCUAGAGGUCGUCUGUGGACGCAGGCCAAUCGGGAGUGACGAGCAUAACAACCCGAUGGUGUUGGUCGACUAG